AUGCCGCCCAAGGCCACGGAGAAGUCCUCGAAAGCAGGGAAGGGCUCCCAGAAAGGAGAGGCGCCGCAGGUGACCCGAAUAGACUUCGGAUUACCUCCAGCGGUUACGACGUCGCUCCAAUCUAUCUCUUCGCGGGCGACUCAGGACCUCUGGUUGCAGGCCAACUUCAACCAGGAGGAUGCCACAGCCGAACAGCAAGCCCAACGAAGGGCGAACGCUAUUUCAAAAUUAUCAAAGCGCCUGACCGGCAAUGCUCGUGCCAAGGACGAGUUGAAGACGUCGCUGCAGCAAUGGUUGUCGACGAUUGGUCUCCAUCUUCUGGGACUCAUAAGUCGAGUCCGAGCUAUCGGAGACAAGAUCGACGAAGACACCCGUGGUGCUGUGCAGGAGAUGCAAGCUGUUUUGGCGGAACAACAGUCCAGCGCCUCAUCCGAUCGAGUGGCUCUGGCACAAAGCUCCCUGGGACGAGUGUGGAGCUUGUCCCAGGUAGCGGAGGUACAGGCUAUCGCCUCGGCUUUGAGGACCUUUUCCAGUGGUGCACUUGCCGGACCUCCAGAUCCUACCUCCGCUGCGUGGCGUUUGGGCGAGGGCUCUGUGCCGGCCCGAACGCCACCUCCGGUGCCGUUUCCGGCGCGGUUUUGGCGCUCGUGUGUGGUCCGUGCUCGGUCGCUCUGCAAAGUGCAGAGGUCUUGCCCGGAGAACACCCAUGGUGCAGAGGGUCAAAUGGUGGGCACUGGCGAUAUGGGCUCCGAGGCCAGCUUUGGGCUUCCGGGGCGUUCCCAUAUGGUAGGUGUGGACUACGGCAUGGGCGACACCCCUGUAUCUGUGCAGUUUGGCGCUGGCACCGAGCAGGCAUCCGCCUCGGGACCGCCCUCGAUGAGCUCUGGCGGGCGAUGGCGAAAGCGGAGCGGCGGUGGCACCGAACGCCCCGCCAAGAGACGCACCCCGGAGUCUCUGAGCCGGCCGCCAGUCACGGAGAUAACGGACAACGACACCGAGCUUAUUCCGGACUUGUCACACAAUGGGCCUGUUGCACCGGCAGCUCCCCAAGCGCAGGACUGGGUGGCGGCAUGGCAGGCACUCCUUCGCUUCGCUGUCGACAGUGGGGCAGAUCCGGUUGGGGAUCUGACAGCAUGCCCGCGCCAGGAUGCAGCUUUGCCGGUCACCACGGACGCCCAGGCCGAACCCUUAGUUCGGCAGCGUGUGGAGCAGACUUGGCAGGCCUUGAAGGAUGGGGUCUCGGGCGAGGCCGAUGCGGACCUUCCGUCGUUGCACAGACUGCUUGCAGAAGCGUUGCAUCAGCUACGUGGAUGUGCCGGCGCCCUUCAUGCUGCACCUCAAGGACUUUUGGUUGCCGCCCACAUCUCGGUGGGUGGUUUGCUCGAUCCCUUUGCCUACGCACCAGCAACGGCACAAGAAUGGCUGUUCCCAGGUCUCUUGACCGAGGCGGGCCUUCCUUGCAAGGGAUUCAUUGCGUUGGAAGCGUCCGCCCACCAUCACGUCCAGACUAUUCUGCGGCAGCCAUGCCCUUUCCUGGAGAGCGUGGGGUUGGAGACCACGCAGGAGCUCACCUUUGCCUGGCACCAGUGGUGCGGACUGACCGUCUGUCGUCUUGUGAUCCUGGUAGGCAAGUUGUGCAUAGUGUACGUAGCUUUCCGGCGAGCUUGUACAGUCUCUGACCGCUUCCAGACCGCAUACGGGCCUCGGCUUUCUUUUGAGCGCAAGUGGCAACUUGGCUGCACUGUGGUUGCGUCCGCGCUUUGGGCCUGUGUUGUGCUUGCCCCAGUCUCGGCCAUCCGGUUUACCAUUUUGGCCCUGGCAUGUGAGACCUGUGCCCUCCGUGUUGUCCGAGCAAGGGUUCUGACAUACCUCGAGCUGUUUUGCGGCUUGCAAACCCUUUUGGCCCUUCAAUGCUGCUCCUUACCUUCCCGUUCUCCUCGACGGUUGGUGCGCUGCAAUAUUGUCCACGGCAAGCGUGUUGCGCCCGGCUCCGCUGCUGGCCGACACAGCAACCCGAGGUAUACUGCCCUGACCUUCUUCCUUCUGUAUCUGUCGCUCGUCGAUGGUGCUUCACUCAGGACUGCUACUCAGUUGGGCUCGCUUGGACUUGCCCUGUGUCGCCCCGUUGCCUCGGUUCAACUGCAUGUUCAUGGGUUCCAUGAAAAUCGGCCAGUCAUCAGCACUGGACCAGUUUUGCCCACUCCCUCAGUCGAGGUGAUGUGUCAUGUUUACCCGGUUGGUCGUGCAGGCAAUUCAAUGCUGUCGCGCUCGGAUCGUCACCGUCGAUCCUUGGCCGUCUUCGUGGGCCAGCCGCCUGGCUCACCGGUGCUUGAGCCUUGUCCGCUACUUUUCAUGGCAGACGAAUGGAUGCAUGGGCCGCUCCUAUGGGGACAGAUUGCCGCGGCCUUGGGUUUCCGUGACGACGUGUUUUCCGUCACCACUCUCCAGAGCCCCCUUCCAGGCUUGCCAGGGGAGCAGCUCCUCAUGACGCCACGGUCUCUACCGUGGCGAUAUGCAUGGCUCCCGGUGGACUUGAGAGCGGUCGGGGGUCGCAUCUGUAUGUUGAUGUGUGUGCGCGACUCUUCCUGCCAAGCUAUUGCUCAGCUUGCUAUUACGGCGCAGGAACUUCAGCUCCGGGUCGAUGGUCUUCUUGGCCGCUGCCAUUGGGGUUGGCUUACCUUGAGUUCGCAACCACUCUUCCUGCAAGGGGUUGAUGCUCUCCAAUUCGCGUCUGGUCCCGGCCCAGAGUCACUGCAAGCCCCUCUCGGUGCUUCUCUGGAUCCGCCUCUGUCUCUCCUCUCAGCUAUGCAGGUCAGUCUCCCAUCGGGCCAAGCCGGGGCCGAUAUUUUCCAGGGAUACUCAAACAACCAGGCGAUCCUCAUAACACCGAAUGGCCUUGUUUAUGUUGAGGUGCCCGUCUUUGCUGACGCGGCGACUUUCCGUAGAAUUGUGUCGUUCCGUGCCUCGCCUACUGCUCGAGGUGGGGUAAUGCGCAUUUGGCAACCCUUGCCAUCGUUGCCAUUGGUGCAGUUCCUUGAAAUCCACUGUCACUCCGACGAAGUUCCGUGUAUUUUGGAUUUCAGGCCUUUGGGGUGGCGCAUUGUCACUGCGUGUGUGCGUCCCCCGAUCACUGCCUUGCGUAUGCUCGAUGAGGCCAUCAGGCGUAAUAAUGGAGGCAUUCCUGCUGACUGGUUGGACCAGUGCGCUGACGGCCGUUUUGGGCUCCUCCAUCGUGAAAGCAUCGUUUUGCCCGAUCAGUUGCUUCACGGGAACUUGCCAGUUGUGGUCAUGUUCUUCCCUCAUAUCUUCAGGCAGGACUCCUCUUCGUCCUCUGAACAGCAAGUCGGAGGGCGGCCACCUCCAUCUGGUGAGGAUGUCGACGGUCCCGUUUCCAGCCACACCCUGUUUCUGCCUACUGCCACUUCCGGGGUGACCCCCGACGUGUUUUUGGGUACUGAAGGUGUGGGCCUUAACCCCCCAGGUGAGGAUCUUUCCUUUGUACCUGAAGGGGGUGCUGGUACGAGCGCGAGUUGCACUUCAAUGCAGACUCCUACUCUGCUCUUGGGUACCCUUCUGAGCACUCUUCAUUCAUUUGCUGUGGUUGAUCUGAAAGGCCUGCCUUUGGCACUUUUACUGUUCGUUGCUUUCAGGCCGUCCACCGCGGUCCAAGUUCACAGCGCCCCUGGGUCUCCGCGCCAAGUCUUGCAAGGGGCGUCACUUGCCCGGGAUCGUGAUCUUGCUGCCCCCCCGUUGGCCCAUGUCGAUCUACAAGGGAUGUGGCAACGCACGGGCGACUUUGGUGACGCCUUGCUUUGGCCCAGCCUCGGUGAUUCAUCACGCCGUUUCCUUGUCACGUGCAAAAUUUGGGCGCCAGAGUCCUCCCUUGUACUUCAAUUUCUCGGGGAUAUGGAUGCCGGGGAAGUCGCAGCCGAGCUUCACAGGCAAGCUGUCCGUCUGGGGAGGCCACACCUGGUGGCAGCCUCCACCGGUCCUACAUUUGAUAAGGUCCAUUUAGUUGCGGCAGCAUCGGGCCGUGAACACAUCACCGUUCUCGUUGAUGCGUGUGUCGAUCUUUGCUGUGUCGACUUACCAGCUGCCUACACUUCCCGGGAUGUAAUUGUUGCGGUAGCGCAGUUCCUCCAGCAUGAUGCCUUUCAGAUUCUUUGCGGGCGCGGCUUACGAUUACGGCAUGGAGAUGUUGUUACUGUGAAGCCCGCUCGACCGACGCAGCAUUUUGACAUCUCGUCUCUUUUGUUGCCACUUCCCAGGUGCUCUACGGCUGCAUGGCUGGCGCCGGUACGCCACGUCUCUGUGGUUCAGGCCGCGGAAGGGGUGCAUACUUUUAGUGUGCCGGCUAGUACCACCGUGACGGCUGAGGUACUGCGUCUUCUUAUGUCCAAAACCUGCACCGGCAAAUUUUCGUUCUUUGAUUUGCCCUUCCCAGAUGUGCUGCCCCAUGCUUCGUUUGUGGCAAUCGGCCGCCGGCAGUGCGUUGUGGUCUACAGAGUCAACGACCGUGCGGACCCUGCCUCCCUGGGGUUGAUCUUGUGCUUUGAAGGCCGCUUCGUGUCUUAUGACGAGUUUCUGCUGCAGCUUGCCUCUCGGACGGAACUCCCUGCUCGUCUUCUCCGGUCUCUCCAGUCCCACGGGAUGACGGUGCUUACUUGGGAGACUACUGCACUUCCUGGGGACCCUACGUGCCGCCUGUGGUGUGUCCAUGUUGUGGUAGACAUGAAUCGAGCAUUCUCCGCGGGGCUGCGCUUCAGCCGUGCGGUCCGGCCGAUAAUACAUGUACCCAUACCUCUGCAACUGCCCAGCGGUGUUCGGACCUCUGACGCCGGUGUUCAAACUGGAGGCCCCUUUCUGGUGCCAGACACUCACCCCCUUAGUAUGCCAGCUCUGCCCGUCGAUUGCGUGGUUGGUCUCUCCCCACCUAACCCGAGCAUCUGGUCAAGCUUGUGGUGCGAACAUUGCCGAUUAAAGUGUGUGGUGCCAUGCAUUCCAGGCUUCGCACUCUGGGCUAUCCGGGACGGGGCCCUUGUGUUUGGGGUUUGUUCCGCCGCUCCUUCCUGGGAUAAUGUUGCUAAUGUUUUAGCGCUUUCCCUCUGGGAACUUCCGCAAACCUUCUUGUAUGAUGAGGGUAAGGUAUGGCCAUACCCAGGUGAUUUGCAUGACGUUGCGGAUCGGUGUGUUAACAUCGGUCAUGACUCUCACGACGGAGUCGCGCAGCUGGCCAGGCAGUGUGAAUGGCAGCAGCCAGCCCCACCCCCGGCCCCCUCAUCUCUUGCUGCUGCCGCAUUCUUGGCGUCCGGUCAAGUGAGAGUGCUUGCCCUUCUGGCUUCCCUUGCUAUAGGUGCAGGCGGUGUCCAGGUCAAUGCACCCCCAGGUAGGCUCCGGCCACACGACACCUUCGUUACAUUCGUCCAGGACAGGCGGGAUUUUGCCCGCACAUGCACCCUUUCAUGGACCCAUGAGUUGGGGCGUCAAACACACGGAUUUGGGGUCUCCCCGACCAGCCUGGGUGCUUUUAUUGAAAGGAACGGUCCCUCGGAUGUUCAGCUGCACUUGUGGCUCCCCGGGCGAGGCCCCAUUCAUAUUCGUGUGAGUGCCGCGUACAUUGAACAGCAUCUGCGUGCAUACCUGGCAGCCUUCCUUCCCUCCCCUACCUAUAGGUUGCAUGUCGCUUUUGACUCCUGUCCUCAUGUGCUGGAGCUCGUUGUGGUGCCUCCUGGUUCCGGGGUUUGGUGGAUUAUUCGGGACGAAGGGGGGCGCGAGCUGCUUCGCCCGGUGACGCAGCAUUUCACAACUCAUUGUCAUUUCCACUUCUGUACGCUCGACCCGGAUGGUUCUGUACUUCAGCUUGAGCCAUCUUCUGCCGUCCGUGACGGCCUCGUUCCCCCGCAAGGAGCCCGUGCCGUUAUUACCCAAGGCCUUCCACACCUUCUUGGUCAUUGCGUACAGGGAGCUGUGCGCAUUGCUGCUGCACGUUCCCCGCGGACCCUAGUGGGCGUGGCCCUCUGGCUGGUUUCCCUCAACAGUGUUGUUGUCGCUAUGCAACCGGGCAGUGCACCCGGCCCGUCUGAGUAUGCUAUCAUUCCUGCUGUGCAGCCUCCAGACCCGUCCCCGGAUGUAAUUAGGAUCUGGACGCUUAACGUAAGGGAACCUAUAGAUUUCCCCUGGCUGCCCCAGGGCUACCCGACACGCUGGCUGUGUGAGCUUGUUAGUCGCCUACAUAAUAUAGCUAGCCCUGGGGAGUUUCGUUCCACGCAUCACCCGGCAACGGACCCAGUCCAACACCUCAUGUUCGUGCCGGUUGUGCCUCGGACGGUUCCCCCUUCUCGCUUCUGGCUGUUGCACUUUGGAGACUCAGCGACUGUCACGUUUGGCCACCACCCCUUUGAUUGGGAUAUAUUGGCGGCUCAUUUGCGCGCUCUGUUUCACCAUGAGCUAGUACCAGAGCGCCGUCCAGCCUUAGGGUUUGGCGGUAACCUGUUCCCACCCGGGGUAGGUCUCCCGGAAUUCCCCUCCGGUGCCAUCAUUCAGGGCCCCUUCUUUAGGACUACCCCUAGUCGGGGGCCCCUUCAUGAACCUCCAAUAGUCGUUGGGGUUGACGGCCAGAGACUUGAUGGGAACGGAGCUCGGCCACCCUGCCAUGAUUGUGCGACGCAGACUAAUCUUACAGGAGAAGGUGUGGGGAUUGACCAUGCUGCUGUCCUGCGGGUCAACGACCUAGCCCGGGAUCUAGCUUACCAUGCAGCGCGUCUGUGGCAAGGACUGGCCGAGCCAGACGCUGAACCAGUUGGCGACUCCGGACGCGUGCUCCAAGCCUCUGCCACCCCGGCUCGCCCGGUUGACCUUCUUGACCUUGACCCCUCUCGAGGGGACAGAGAUGCAUCCCCUGCCGCCGCUUGGUUGAUCCUAUGUCUCGGCCGUCAAGCAGGGACUUUCCUGAGACAUCUUCACCUCGUUGGCUGCGUUCUCCUGCUCCCGGGGUGGGUGUCCGCGUCUAUUAUCUCACCUCCUGGCUCAAGUUCGGAUGAAGAGGGCAGUUCUCCAGCCACAGUGACCACUUUCAAUGCGGCGACCCAUGGAGCUGGCCGAGCCCCUCAUGUGCGUCCUGCCGGGCCUCCGCCGCCCACUCCGGCCAACGCGCCACCGGUCGCAUCUCGCGUUCUCUAUCUGCAGGCUGCUACCCCUGUGGAAGACUACUCCUUGGGUCAGUGGCCACCGGUUGGCCCUGCUCGGGCUACCGUUUCUCCUUCUGCCGUUACCACUGUGCAAGUCCAACUGUCCCAGUUUCAACAUGGGGUUCGAGCGGUUGUUGACGCCAUCCCUCCAGGUACGCCCAUCUGCAUACACAAUCCCUUCACGGCGCGUGCACAAUGCAGCUGGUUGGAAUAUCAUGCCGGGGUGGAGAUUUCGCCCUUUACUGUGUUUCAAGACCAUGCCAAUCACCGUGGGUGGAGAGGCCUUGCUCUCUUACAUCCACAACCGGAUGCCCUGGCGGUCCACCUCAUUGGCCAGCCGCUUCAUCCUGACAAUGCUGCGGUCGGGAUUGUAUUGAGAGAUCGGUUGGUCCCUUGUUGCCUACCGCGCUGUGUUCGGGCAUCUGCCUUACAUUCGCUCCAUGUCGGGGACGAUGUCUGUGAUCUCCACUUUUCUGGGUUGAUCCAUGACGAAGCCGAUACCGUGCAGCUACGGGAUGGAGACUGUUUAGGUGCUCGCAUCAGACCCCCACGCCCCUCUGCUACCCGACCGGAGGUUGCCUACGCCACGCCUGCCUCAGCUGACGCUGGCGCGCCCGUUGCAGAGGAUCGAUCCUCAUCCAUACUUGGCGCCCUCGGUUGGGCCGCUUCACCCUUGCGGUACCUUGGACUCUUCCUCUUUGGGCGUGGCUGGCGUCAUGCAGGGCCUGGAUGGAUUGUGGUCUGCUUUGGCACCCUAGCUGUCUCUGCUAUGCACCGCCCUGGCGGUUUUCCAUGGGGUGAGCACCCCCGUAAUAGAGAGCUCCGUGAUAUCACGGCCCACGACCCGGUUUAUGUUGUCUUGCAUAGCCCCUUCCUUGGCGCUUACCCUGCUUAUACCGCGUCAAGAGAUACGCGCCACCAUGUCAUUUGGGCACAGUUCCUGAAUGAUGAGCCUGCUUUGCCGGCAGACUUCUUCCCGGUGUGGCCGGGCCCGGCAUUCAAUGAACUGUCGAUAGUCCCAAUCGGCGCCGACCCUGCCAUUGUCACUUUGAUGCUGCAGUGGCGAGGCCUCCCUCGUGCAAUCGUCGCACCGCGGGUCAUGACAGUUAAAUGGCUCAUGUCCUUGAUCGCCCGUCUUGUAGGGCGAAAUGUGGGAGAAAUUGCUGUCCCACAUGGCCUGGCGGUCGCAGAAUUCUUCGAUGUGCCACCCGCCGCACUCAAGUUUCGCAACGGUGAUGUCGUGUACGCACUGGAGGCCCAGGAUGCCGAUGACGAGGCACUGCAGGCGGUCGAACCAUGGCAUCUACAAGAUGGACUCGCAGCCCAGCACGCCCCAUGGGCCUUGGGGUUUCGCCUUAUGUUUGAUGUUCAGGUCCAGUUACUUCGCCCUGACCGGCCGCCGGUCCUCGCGCGGGUUGCUGCCGAAGAAGCUUGGUGCCCUGAAUCCCACUGCUUUUCAGGUGACUUCCAACUGCGCUUUCCGGGCAUGUGGACUCCUGUCCAGUGGACUUCUGCGCGCCAGGUCCAGUUGGUUCAGGUCUGCAAUGUUGCGGCCCAGGUCCACGUCGUUGUGGCCACACCUGGUGAGCGUCUCUGCCGAGUGUCAGACAGGUUUGUCUCUAAAUACACUCUGGCAUCAUCGCUAAAUCUUGACCCCGUCUCUGUCUGCGUGGGUGGGAUUCCGGCAUAUGCGCUUGAACAGUCCUGCGAGCUUCGGAACGGAGAUGUUGUUUUUGGCAAUGCUGAACAGGGCGACAGCUCUGGCUCGGUGGGGCCACUUGCUCGCGCCGUCCUGGCCGCUGUCUUGUGGGCUGCCGUCACCCACUGGCCAGACCGGGUCGGCUGGAGCCUCUUGGCAAUGCUUGUGCUUGGCCAGUGUGCAAACCAUGAUGGCACUCUUUUCGGAUGUCACGCUAUGCAGCUUCAGGCCGCCCCGGUCGCCGCAGGCCCUGAGUCGGCUGGGCCAGGAGUCCCUCGAGCAUCUGCUCCAUCCCGACUCAUGCAAGUCCACGUCGCCGACCCCUUUGCGGCCUGGACGGUUGUCCGGGUCGAUGAGUCCGAGAUCUUCCCCAGCCUCCUGGAGGUAUGUCCGGGCGCCCUAGCCUCAUGGCAUCGGGGAUUUGCCAUUGCUGACUCUACCUCAGUGGGGCUACAUGUUGCUGUACCGCACCCUGGACGGGGGUUAGUUUGCGUCCUGAUUGUCGGCCUUGGGCAACGCCUCUGUGUGUUGCUGCCUGCGUUUCUGACUCUCCGCGCAGCUGAGAGGGCAGUUAGCCUCCGUAUGGGGCAGCUUGUGGCUCUCCAGUUAGGUCCAGGUCUUGUUGCCGAGUCGAGACAGCUGGGCGCUUUCCUUGCCCUUCGUACCGGGGAUACUUUGGGUGUUCGACUUGUCAGUACGCUUUCGUUUGCUAUGACCCCUCCUCUGCCUCACUUUCCUACCUGGCAGCGUGCCCACGCUGAAGGCGCGUGGAGGACCGACUUUGUGGUUGACCACCCCUCCUCCCUGCUGCUGUGGCGACCAAAUUGUCCCACCCGAUUACUUUGCUUUGGCCCUAAUCAACGGUGGAGUGCAGCUCAGGCGACUAUUUUAGGGGACGACACCCCUUUCGCAGAGGGACGGUGGACGCCCUGUGUCGGGCAUCAAGGAGUCAUACCAUGGCUCCUUUUUCAAGCUACCGAGCCCUCACAAGUUCAUGUCAUCCGCACCCACAGCUGCACUGAAUGCGUCGCGGUUAACCGUGAUGCUGCCUAUGACAUGUGGAUUGAUGGUUUUCAGGUCCGCCCGCCUACAGCUCGGCCGGACAAGAUCACUCGAGUCCGGGAAGGAGAUUGGUGGCUCAAAGCUGUUGCUAGCGGAGGGGGUCUGGUCUCUGGCGCAUCUAGGGGGUCCCGAUUCUUCCUUUUGUUGGCUGUCUCGUUUCUGCAUUUUCCAGCUGUUUCGGCCGCCUCGUCUUCCGAGGGUUGCCGCAGUCCUGACUCGUCUGAGGCUCGCACCAUCAGGUCCCGAGGGCGAUGGGAUGCGCGCAGCCGGAGUCGAUCGCCACCAUCAGUUGUCCACUUUCCCCCACGAAUUGAUUGGACCGAUGGCGAACCUUUCAUCUUACAUGCUGGCUGGCGCCUCCACGAAGGUGAUGGCCUUACCGCAUUCGACCAAUGCUAUCUGCGUCCUGAUCAGGCCACCGUCCGCACAUUAUGUCCAAUCCUUGGAUGGAGCGCCGCUGAAGCUGCUGAUCUAGGGCGUUCCUGGACAUAUUUUGAUAGGAUUGGGCAACGGUUUUGUGGCAGCUGGUGCACUCGUUUCUUCCCAGUUCGAGGGGUUCGGCCACUCACAGAAGUCGUCCUGGCCCCGGUCGCUCCCUGCGGUUUGGCCACUGUAAUCAUUCACACUUUAGAUGAGACGGGUGCCUUUCUCUUACCGGUCGACACUACCCCGGCUGCCAUUCAGGCGGCUGCUGCAAUGCGCUCACCCCAGGUCAGAUCCUGGCAUCUUAUGCUUCCACCGGCGCUCCGUGCUGUGCAUGAACAUCAGGUCAUUCGACUGCGCAACGGGGACCUCUUUGGGCUGCAGCCUUGCCCUGGUCAGCCGGGUUAUGCACCACGUCCCACACUGAAUUUUCCUUCCCUUGAGGUCGCCCGUCAGGUCGCCAGUUGGUCCCUCCCCUUUCGUUUUGAUACUGGGGACACGGCGACAUUCUGGUCCACCUCUAGCCGGGUAGGGCGCUCGGUCACUAUACGAGGAGGUGGGAUAUGGGACCCGCGCGGACCCACGUUUCGAAGUCCGAAUGGUCAGCAAAUGUUGGGUUCGUGGGUCCCGGUACUACAAGGUGGCCUCACACGUUUGCAUUUUGUCAGUCGGACCCUUCCGGUUGAAGCCCUUGUCAUAUGUUUGAUCCCACCCACUGACGAACCGAUCGGGGUUUUCCUGGCUGGCAUUUGCGCAUGCCGACCCCCCUUUGGCUGGAGACUGGUCCCUUCCAUUCGACGCAGCCGCGCUGGAGGGUCUCUCCGCGACGCUGAUGUCCUCGAGGUUGACCCUGAUGCGACUUUCACCUGGGAUCCCUUUGAUGGUCGCCCCCCGCUUCUUGCUGAAGAUACGCCGGGUCAGGAUGAUCGUCAGGUUGAUCCGGACUCAUCUUGGGACCUCGGCUUUCCGGCUGCCAUCUCCGCUGCGUCCUGCGUUCUUUCCAAACGCAGCUUCAGUUGGGCCCUGCUCCUAUAUGGUUGGCUAUCUCUGUCUGGUGUCUGGGGCAUGUACCAGCCUGUUGACACGGCACCAGCCCCGAUUCGCGCUGGUUUUUUCCCUUGGCGGGCCCCCGCAGGCCAUGAGAACAUGCAGGAUCUCACUGAGCGGGCCACCUUGGAGGUUGUCUAUGUCAGCCCAUUCACUGGGCCUCAAGUUCUGGGACAGGUCCCAACUUCUGCGUCACCAGAUCACUUGCUUGAUAGGGCAAGUCAGCUCGAGCCUGGCUGGGGAACAGGAAUUGCCCCGGUAUGGCCGGCUACGCCGCUUCCCUUCCUUAUGGUUGUCCCUCAACCGCCUUGCCUUGAACUGGUGUGUGUGGUGGUGUCCUCGCUGGAGGAUCAUUUUGCUCUGUGCAUCCCUCGGGUCGCGCCACUUGAAUGGAUUGCACAGGUCCUGCGGUACAGCCACUCCCUGCACGCUUUGUCCCUCCGUGCACCGGCUACUGUCCGGGACUUAGCUUCAGACGUCUACUGGCGUUCGGGAGAUUUGCUUGUGGCGCUCCCACCUGCGGUUUUUGAGCCCACGUACUCCCCGCCUUGCUUUGCCACUGCGACCCAGCUUCGGCACUGUGCAAUUUGGUCCGUCGAUUUCUCUGUUUCCUCUACGAUUGAGGUAGUCUUAUGGCGACCUUCGGUGCGGCCACUCCGCUCUCGCAUCCCGGCCCUGGCUCGAUGGAAUGCCUUGGACCUCACCUUUGAGGGUGUGUUUGCCCAGCGGUUCCCGGGUCGCUGGGCGCCAGUUCCGUGGGCCGCCGACGACCUGCCCCAUCUAGUCCAAUGCUCCCAAUCGGCAGAUGAUGUAACUGUUAUAGUUGAAUCCUCUGUUGGGUGCUUCUGCAGUGAGAUUCCAGCCUGUGUUGAUGCGUGGCAGCUUUGGACUGCGCUGCCUACUCUGCCCUCACAACCGCAAGUCCUUGGGGUCCCUAAGGCCGAGCUUCGCCACGGCACCCUUCUGCGCAACGGGGAUGUUGUGUCAGGGACUUCUCCUCGGGAACAACUCCCCGUGUGGAUCGCCCUUUCGCUUUCACUGCUUUGGCGGUGGCCGUGUUUGGGAGGCGCCAGUCUCCUUUUUAUUCUCACCCCGGAGGUUCGUGCAGUCCGCACUCCGGCCAGUGGGACCAACACUGAGUACUUGCAUCGGGUCUGGAAUCCUGCUGGGAUGGUGCAGGGGCCCUUUCCUGGGCCAUCGCACCGAUGCCCGGACGUGCUACGCCAUAGUAUCCCUGCAUGGGAUCAUUUCGUUCGAGUACGCCCGACUCAGCAUGUUGCCUUCAUUGACUGGGUCCCGGCCCCUCCGGACCCGGACUCUGUGAUUGUGCUCCUUCACGGCGGAGUGAGCUCGCGUGCUGUUAUGCUGCCAUGGCGAGCUUCGCCCCAGGAAGUCUUAGAUCGUCUCCGUGCGUUCGCACCUUUAGCCUCUUCCGUUUCCGCCACUCCAGCUGCAUGGAGAGGUACCUCUCUCUCCAGAUCUCCCAUUCUUUAUCUGCGCUCUGGGGAUGUGCUCUGCCUUGACAGCGUUUCUUGGUAUCCUCGCCUUCGUCAGCCGCAGACCCUGGAAUGGCCCACGGUACAGUUUGCGGCCGCCUUCGCGUUUUGGGGGCACCCCUUUAAAGUACUUGAGCCGGGCCUUAUAUUUGCCUGGCAAUCUGGGGCAGUCUUGCCGCUCUGCGUACCUACCGUACGAGGUGAGCGAUGGGACCCCAGCAGGGGGACCUUCUUUCCCUCUCUUGCACCUUUCAGCUUUUCUAGAUGGGUUCCCGCUGUUCGGGUCGACCCUCUGGGUCUGCAUCUGGUAGAAGAGAGUACACAAGGUACGAUUGCACACACACUGGCUUGCACGUACCCCCCUCGGGUUUGCGCGACUGAGGUAUGUCUCAGUCCUUAUGCACCCCGCGAUGGGGAUGAUUUUGGCCGGCGAACCACUGGGAUUCCCGGGCUAGGUCUUUGGAUAGGCUUUCUUACCCAGGGUGCAAGGCUGCGGUGCCGGCCCGCCUUUUACAUUCUCGGCCUGCUCUGGUUGCCCCUGUUUGUUGGGUCGGGCCCUAUGCCACACCCCCAUGCAUGGAGACCGGAAAUUGUCAUAUAUCCCGAUCCCGGGAUCUCCCAACUCAGCGGACGUGCUUUCUCGUCUUGGGAAUCAUCUCUUAGCGACGUGUACGGGCGUGCCUGGGGAGCCCCUGCGGUCUACGGGCCCCCAGGAGCAGCUAGAGCUGCGCGCCAUGAUAGCUGCUCUAUCGACCUUAAUGACGCUGGCUAUCAUUAUGCCGGCUUAGCUGCUCAUUAUCUUGCUCGGCCGCUGCCCCUUCACCUCCCCGCUCUCUUACCAGGCAUGUACCACGGCGGAUGGCAGCGAUUCCCACCCUGGGCUGGUGGAGCCCCUGAUGAGGUCCUUAUCGCAACUGAUGGAAGUGGCACCCACUCCGGUGGAUGGGCCUUUGCAGCCUGGUGUUGUUGGAAAGGUGCUUGGUACCGUGUCGGUUGGGAUGCUGGUGCCCUGGGAAUGACCCCUUGGCUUCCCAGUUUGCCGGAGGGAGGUACGGAUCUCCGCUCCUAUGCUGGGGAACUGAGUGCCCUAGUCUCAGCUGCUGCGUGGCUUACGGCUUGGUGGGACCACCUCCUACUCCAUACGGGUCAUGCACCCAGGCAAGUCACUAUAGCAGUCGAUAACAGUGCCGCUCUGCAGGUCGCUUGUGGCCAUGCCGCAGCCACCCUUGUGCACUCUCAAGGCGUCCAGUCCCGGUGUGCCACUCACUUCCGCCAUGUCCCGGGGCACGCUGGGGCCCUGGUCAAUGAAAUUGUUGACGCGUUGGCCGGGUAUGCCAGCCUGCACUCCAGGUGUGCCACAGCAGGUUGGUGUCGUCUGCUGCCAACCUUUGGGGAUACACUCGCUGCCUGUGCCCCAUUGAUGUGGCUCCUACCGCGCGCUCAGCUUGGCCCACAUGGCCUUCACUGGCGGCCUGCGGGGUGGGAGUCACCGCCUGCACAACCACCUGCCGCGGAGAGUCGUCAGCCUCUGUCGUCGGCCCCUCCGACAGGCGAACCUGACUGCCCCACACCGCUUCGCAUCAAUUUCAGGGUUGUGCAGGCUAACAUCCAGACUAUUAAAGAUGUAGAUGUGUCCUUCUUCAACCGCGAAGGCCACGGUCAACGUCGGGUCUACCUAGCCAAGCAGCUGCAGGCCUUGGAUGUUCAGAUUGCGUUUCUCCAAGAGUGUCGCAGUCGGCCAGGCCGAUGGUCCUCUCACGGCUUCCUAAGCUUUCGCUCUGGUGCCGAGAAGGGACUGUAUGGGGUAGAAAUUUGGAUCCGCCCGGAUCUGCUACAGCCGGCCCUAUCGUUGGAUGACUUUCGGAUUCGCCAUGCCGACCCACGCAUGUUGUUAGUACAGUGUCAACGUGCCGAACUACCGAUCACCCUUGUUGCUGCCCAUGCCCCACACUCGGAGAGGCCGGAGGCGGAAGCGCGGCGGUUUUGGGGUGAUUUUCGAGUCCACUUGCUUUCGGCCUGUAACCGGGGGACUGUGAUAAUCGGCGUGGAUGCCAAUGCUGACAUUGUAGGGCGCGACGAGGAUGAGGUCCUUGUUGGCGAUUUACUCUCCCUGCGGCCCCCACGUUUGAAUGAUGACCUUCUCUUGGCGUGCCUGCACGAUGCCUCAUUGGCCGCGCCCGGGACUUGGGCAGAGAUUCACUCUGGUCCUACUUGGACGUGGCAACACACAGGCGGCAAGACCCAACGGCUAGACCACCUGCUCGUCUCAAGCGGGAUCACGGUUCAGGCCCACCGACAGUAUCCUGAGUUCGACAUUCUGAAUGGGGAAUCCAGGGACCAUAUGCCUAUCACUGCCCUGAUUGAAGUCUGCGGGCGUCGCGGGAGGAGGGUGCAAUCACGUUGCCCAUAUGCACCCGCGAGUGGUGAUCGGGUUGCCUCUACGAUGUGGUCCCUGCUGGGGGACACCUUUUCAGGCACUUGUGAAGAACAAGUCCAACGGCUUUGCGACGCCCAUGAUGCUGCCGUCAAGCAGCUGCCUGCACGGCCACCCUUUCUCCGGCGGCAGCCAUACCUCUCUGUAGCAGCCGAAGUACUGCUCACUACGCUUCGGGAUGCCCGGGCUGAGCUCCGACGAAUCUCGGCCCUCCAGCGACUGCAGCUCUGCCGCAUUGCCUUUCAUUCGUGGCGACCGCAGACGCCUGGGGUUCCCAGAUGGGAACGCCACCAGACUCAGAUGCUGCGGGCUCAUUACGCCCACGUUUGCUUUAAACUGCGGGCCCAGGCCCAUGCGCAGGCUCGCCAGGACAAGCAGGCUUACUUCGAGUCGCUUUUGGUCGGGGCCAUUGAUCAUUGGCAUGCCACCGGGCGGCCUUCGGAAGCUGUUGCCAAGCUUUCGUGGGCAUCUAAAGGUGCUAAACAAAAGCGUGAUGUCCGGGCCGCCAGUGGCUUUGAUAUUGACGAACAGCUCCAGUUGCAGUUUCAACAGCAGGAAGGGGGACGUCCUGUUUCUGAUGAUCAGUUACAAAUGGCCUUUUCACACUGGGCCACCCUACCACGACCUGCAUGCGCGGCUGCUGUGCCCACUCUCCUUGACGUUGAACAUAUGUGCAGGGCACAGCGACGGGGCAAGGCCCCCGGGCCUGACCACAUUAGAAAUGAAAUUUGGAAAGCCUGCCCGGACCGGGCCGGCCGUUGGCUGUGGCCCAUGUGGCUGCGCAUGGCAUGGGGAGAAGCCGAGCCCCUGCACUUCAAAGCUUCUAUUGUCGGGGCUCUGCAUAAGAAAGGCCCGGCCCACAUCCCGGCUAAUUUUCGGUCGAUUGCCAUGCUCAACGGCGUCGCAAAGCUAUGGCACUCGCAGCUGAGGUCCACACUGGGUCAGGAAGUCAUUGCCCAUUAUUUCCCCACCCAACUGGGUGGCAGGAAGGGAAUCGAUACUGGCCUCGCCUUAAGUGUCUUCCGGUCCGCUGUUGACUUGGCUUCCGUCCGCGGGCACUCAUGGGCCGCAUUGUUUGUUGACAUUCAAGCCGCCUAUUAUGAAGCUGACCGACUCCUGCUUUUCCAAGGUCGUGAUCUUGACUCUGCUUUGCAGGGGCUCCAGCUUCCCAGACAUGUUCACCGACUUAUUCAGGAUGGCGUACUGACCGGGUUAGGAGUCCCCGAAGAUCAGGUCGCCCUCUUGCGUGACUGUGUGGAAUGUUCCUUUUGGCGGAUGGUUGGGCAACCGCAAGCUAUCAUUGCCAGCCGCGGCUCCCGGCCCGGCGAUGGCUUGGCUGAUGUUCUUUUCGGCGCCCUGUUUGCCGUGAUCUUGCAGUGCCUCCAUCAUGCCCUUCUUGCUGAGGACAUUGUCCACACUGCAUCUGCCGAUGCUCUGGGUCAGCCCGACGCCUCGCUGCAGAUCGCGUGGGCAGAUGAUCUGUGUCUCCUUGUUGACUUCAUCCGAGCCGCGUGGGCUGUCACGAAGCUCCGUCGCUUGUGUGCCAUUGUGUUACAGGUGUUCGAGGCUUUUCGUUUCCGGGUUAAUCUUGGCCCUGGAAAGACGGAGGCCCUUGUCCACCUCCAGGGAGCUGGGGCCAAUGCCGCCAGGAAAGAGCUUCUGUCGCCUGAACCUCGCCUCGACCUUCCUGAUGGCAGAUCUAUCAGGGUUGUACCUGAAUACAAAUACCUCGGCGUCGCGCAGCGUUGUCGCGACACCGGUCGUCGAGAUAUCGAGGCUGCAGCCGCUCGAGGCAACGCUAUCUGGACCCAAGCAGCCGGGCUGGUCCACUCCCCUCACCUUCCGUGGCCCUUGAAGCUUGUGUGGCUGCAAGGGCGGACCCUUCCCGCCGCUUAUUCUUCGCUUGCCACGACUCUUGCUCGUUCAGAGCGGGCCUGGGGCCCUCUUCAUGGGUUUCUAGACAAGUGCCUCCGACAACUCGUUGGGGCUUGGGAUGCUGGUCGCCAUGUAGCCUCAGCCCAACUGCGAGCAUGUACGGGUGUUUUGGAUGUUGAAUGCGCCGUUAUCAUUGCCCGGGUCCGUCUGUUAUGCCGGAUUGUCUCCGGACGGUCAACUGAGGCCUUCGAACUUUUCCAAGCAAGCUGGGAUCGCGGAGGUGAAUGGGCCUCCUUGCUUGCUGAGGCAGCGCGUCGUGUCUGGCCUGCCUCCGGUCUCCCUGCGCUCCAGCCAGGGGAGCCCACUCUACUGGGGAUACGGCGACACCUCAAGAAGCUCCUUACGGCCUGCCGGAAAAUUAGCCGUUCAGGCACUAUGCUUCUUGCCCUUCAACGUGCCUGGAAGAGUCACGAGAGCCCCACGCCGAAGCGGGUCAUCGGCCUUGCCUCCCCGCGGAUUUGUUCAGAAUGUGGGGCGACACUUGCGUCGGCUCACGCCCUCGCAGCGCACAUGCACAGGUUGCAUGGCCGAGUUGCCUUGUGCACUCAAUAUACCCUCGGUACUGUCUGCCUGUGGUGUCUGACGGAAUUCCACAAUGCAGCUCGGCUCCGCUAUCAUCUGCUUCACACCCCUGAGUGCGAACAUGGCCUCCGCUGUUGUGUAUAG
Messenger RNA from Symbiodinium sp. CCMP2592, 17949 nucleotides. Lineage: Eukaryota; Dinophyceae; Suessiales; Symbiodiniaceae. The record is from the annotation of a GenBank genome assembly.